Molecule: messenger RNA, 2197 nt
Organism: Porites evermanni
Lineage: Eukaryota; Metazoa; Cnidaria; Anthozoa; Scleractinia; Poritidae
Source: the annotation of a GenBank genome assembly
AUGUUAAAAAAACUUGCAAAGUAUCUCAACGAAACUUCUGAUGAACAAGAAGAGCCGCGAAAAGCCGGCACAGUGAAUGUUAGUAGACGGCUUGGGCCAUAUCUUAAAGUGCUCUGCAGGCUUGAAGCUAAAGGAAUUGAUGUAUUAAAGGAAUGGGUGAAGAAUCUUUGUAAAAAAGCACCCUCCCUACACAAGCUUUCACAGUUAGGAAUAAAUGAGCUAAGAGAGUGCUGCAAAGGGGCAGACAGAGGAGAAAUAAACGAUGUCUUUAAAGUUGUCCUCCAGUACACCGAAGAGCGCAGUAAGCGUAAACACCUGCCUCCUGUUCCACACAGUAAAACAUUCCUGCCGGAAAGGAAGGCUGCUGAUAAGCAAAAUCUGACUAAGGCCCAAGCAUUGCUGAAUGAAGUUAAAGGACGGGCACGCAGAAAUCAACCUGAAGUUUCUGAAAAAAUCGCUGAAGAAGUGGUGAAAACUCUUGAUCUUCCCGAAAACUGGUUUAAUCAAGAAGAGAUAACAAACCGUUUAAUUGGAUCACUAAUCCAAAUGACUAAAGAUUGCAUCAACGCAGUAGAGGCCGCUGAAGAAUACGAAAGCAAUGUUGAAAUCAUCAAAAAAGCUAGCGAAGGUAGAGCCCUUUGUGGUCUCUAUCAUUCUGAGUACCAAACGCCACAACACACAGAUUCUCAACUUCUCCGGGAGCCUACAAACGUAAAUUUUACCAAUCCUGAGAAAAAGGAGGGUUUGAGAUGUAUAUCAUUCUGCACGAAGGGAUUAGCUUCCAAUUACGUCGAAAAGUUAACAAAGUUAAGCUGCAGGACUAAUUUGUGCGCUUCUGGUUGGAAUGGCAUGCCAUCUGUGACGGCUGGUGCAGGAAUUCAAAAACAAAGCCAAAUCUCUAACAAUUUUAAAUCGUGUAAAACCAGUGCAUCCGCACUAUAUUUCUCUCGAAUCAACCAAAAAACCUUUCGCUUUGAUCUGAAAGAUAUACGACUUUCUUCAGCAUGUACAGAAGACGCAAUGCGCCUCGUACAAAAGGCAAAUGAUGACAGUGACGAUGAGCUUGUAAAUAAUGCCGCUCGCGACUUCUUAAAACGAUAUGGAAGCCAUUUUCCGACAGGAACCCAAACUCUAGGUGGUAUUUUCUUCACCAUUGCAGAUGUCGAAAGCUUAAGCAACAUAGACGAAGUAACAUUACAAAAGACUGCCAAAAAUCAUCUUGAAGGUCAAAUGUCUCUUCGUUUUCUCAGUGACACAUUUGGAAUUGGAGGAAAUGUAGUUAGCAGUAAGAGUGUGAAGGUGAAGCACAAAGAAGAAAACAAUGAGAUGUGUUUUUCCUAUUCCAAAGCUUCCAUGGGACCACCAGCAAAUCCUGCAACCUUCCACAAGCUACUCUCCUACAAUUCAAAUUGGGCUUUGAUUGACCGUGGUAACAACAUUAAACCGGUGUGGGAGUUGGUUAAAGAUCUUGGAGGCGUUUUUGAGGAAGCUGCUCAAAUCCUUCAAAAUACGUGGAAUUCAGACGAAAAUGAAAGAAAGAUCAAGUGGCAUGAACAAAAAGAAAAAAGAGAAAAAGCACAAGAGAUGAAAGAUUCCAGAAAAGAGUUACAGCGUAUUAAGGACACCCACCUCAAAGAAAAAGUAAGAUUAUUAUUUGCAGUCAGUCAAACCAAAUUAAGUUCUUUGAAAUAGCCUUCCUAGUUCAUUUAACAGAUUAUAUGACAACAUUAGCCGGAUCACUUUUUCUUAUUUGCCAAGUUAAAGUUUUAAUGGACUCAACUUUCACUUCCAAAAAAUCACGUCCAGUGAAGAAAAAUGCUACAGUUGUUAUAUAAAUUUGGCAUAUAUAAUGCGUAUUUAUUUAUUUACUUAUUUGUUUAUUCAUUUAUUUAUGUUUUGGUUACAGCAUAGCUAUUUCUCAGGUCGUUCUGUGAUCUGUGAUGAGUUGGUAUUUGAGCAGAAAACAGGAUUGAAACGCAAACAGGCCUAUGGCAAAGCCAUAGAGUUUAUUUCGAGGAACCCUCGACAACAUCUUUGUCAAAUCACCCGCCGUGAGUGGCCAAAUAUAAGAAACUACACCUUGAAAUGCUGGGAAUGCUUGGAGAAGCCAACGUUUGAUAGCGACAAAAAAGAACAUGUCCUUUUCUUCAGCCAAAAAUACUUUUAUUGGAAGGAUAAUCUUCCAAGACGAGUUUAA